Anopheles stephensi (Asian malaria mosquito) is the source of this 9991-nucleotide messenger RNA. RefSeq names its product zinc finger protein 1 (gene zfh1). The transcript has 5 exons. Lineage: Eukaryota; Metazoa; Arthropoda; Insecta; Diptera; Culicidae. Gene Ontology annotation, molecular function: DNA-binding transcription factor activity, RNA polymerase II-specific; RNA polymerase II cis-regulatory region sequence-specific DNA binding. The coding region runs from base 827 to 4909 and encodes 1360 amino acids. The record is from RefSeq and is a predicted model, not a curated record. Gene Ontology annotation, biological process: regulation of transcription by RNA polymerase II; anatomical structure development.
UGACUCGCCCAACAUCUGCAAGUGCGACAAGAUUGAACAGGAGUUGGUACUGCUACGGUGUUACGGUGAAAUCUGAUCGCAUCUCUAGUGCUUCCUAUACGCAUUACUUGAUCAGCGAGUGAGAUCUUCUCGGGCCCUCGUCAAGUGAGAGAUUCAAAGAACGAAUAGCUUUGAAAGUUAUUCAACCGCAUCUCGCAUUCGUCAAACAAGCUGCUGUUUCGCAAUUAAUUGCCUAAGGUGUCUGUGUCUAGACAAACGCUUCACCAGCAUGCGGAAGCAUCCAUUCUGUUCAGAGUUCCCCCGCCGCUAAUUUGCGAUUCCAAUGUCCGAUGCAAACAAUCAACAAAACGUGCUUUAGCACCAAAACACCACCGGGCUUAAUGGUGAUUCGCUGCAAUGUUAGCAAAACGAUGAAGCGUACCAUCGCAUCUCAGCUGAUUCUCGUCUUCUAUCGUUACGGGAGCACCACGAGCAAUGUUAACGCGUUACUGCUACUUGCGUCAACGAAGUAACACAAGCUGAUCACCACCCUCCCACACGCAGACGGGUGAUCCUGCUGGAAAUCUCUAAACGUGUUCCUCCUCUAUCGGAAAGGUUUUGUGCGCUCGGAAAUUAGACUUCCGCCUGUGUUAACCGCAAUCACCGGAUCGCGGUAUAUGUGUUGUGGAACCCGUUAUCAAGCAGUGGAGUUGUUCCCACUGUACGCCAAAGGCGAUCGGUAGUGGCCAACGAUUAUUACUGCGACAGCACCACCAACAGCAAGAAGACUUAAAACACAGCACAGUUGUACACUGUUCUGCAAGAUCAUCGUACGGAGCGUGCGAUAAUGCCUCACAAACCAGUGCCAGUGUGCCUUACUUACAUACACUCUGUGUGUAUGUGUGUGCGUGUGUGUGUGUGUGUGUGUGUGUGUGUGUGUGUGUGUGUGUGUGUAUGCGACUGUGAAACGUUCAAUUAUCAGCUCCCAGGAGGCAUUGGAGUAUUCCCCCGGCGAAAGGGUACCGAAAAUGAAGAACUAGUUCCUUCCUUGCCAUCCGGAUUACCGAAGGACAGUGAAAACGAUGCACUAGCGGACGGCGAUUGCUGCGUUCAGUGCUCUCAGUGCCACCAGACGGUUCAGGGAAUCGAGGCGCUGAAAGAACACAUUCAGCUUAAUCAUAGCAGUGGUCCAGAAGGCCCGAGAGCAAAGUUCUCGAACGAUACAGCCGAACCGGACGGCGACGACGACGAAGAAGACGACGACGAUCAGAACGACAACAUCAUGGCGGAGGAGGACGAACAUCACGUCGAUCCGGACGCAGCCUCACCACCACCUGCCGCUCCCCCAGAGCCACCGGUGACCAGCGCGGUGGGAAGCCGUGCCAGCGGUGAUCUGAUCGGUAGCCGUCUGCAAGCGAAGUGCGUCAGCUUGCUCCAGCUCCAGCAGCAAAAACAUCAAGCCUCGGUAAAGGCGCUAGACGACGAGCCGGAAGAUGACGACGACCCAGAGGUACCGUCCGGUACGACUCCACGGGAUCUACUUAUGGCGGGUUUGACACCGCAAACCGUAGCGGACAACCUACCGUAUGGUCCACGUUCCAUGGUGAUUAGCCCGGCCCAGGACGGCAGCAGUAAUUCCAGCAGCGGACCCAGCUUACCAACCGGCGGCACAGUUAAGGACACUGAUCUAGCGGUGUACGACUGUUCCCAGUGUCCGACCACAUUCACUAGCCGGGAUCAGCUGGAACGUCACGAGUUGCAUCAUCCACCAUCGGCAGAUGCGAGUUGCAAGGUGUGUCACAAACCGUUUGCCAACGUUUACCGACUCCAGCGCCACAUGAUCUCCCACGACGAAUCGUUGCAACGGCGCAAGUUCAAAUGCAACGAAUGUGAUAAAGCGUUCAAAUUCAAGCACCAUCUGAAGGAGCACAAACGUAUCCAUUCGGGCGAGAAACCGUUUGUCUGCCCCAACUGUGGCAAGCGCUUCUCGCACUCCGGCUCCUACUCGAGCCACAUGACCUCGAAGAAGUGCAUCAACAUGGGCAUUAGGCUCAACCACAACAAUAACAACAACAAUAGCAGCAGCCACAACAACAACAAUAGCACUAGCCUCAACAAUAACAGUUCAAACAAUAGUGGCAGCGGCAGUGACAGUAAUCAUCGAUCACCACAGUAUCCUUUCCAUGCUGGUAACGGGUUGACAGGACUACCGAACGGACAUGCCAUUAGCACCGGAGGACUAGGCCGUUCGCCUAUUAGCUUGCGACCACAGCACGGCGUAAGUGCGCUGCAUCGCGAUCUAGACAUAGCUAGUCGGCUCGGGCUAGUCACCUCACCGUCUCCAACGUCGUCCUGCUCGUCGGCGACCAAGCACGAGCUGGACACGAUCGGACAGCCGGGAGUAGACGCACUGCUGCUCACCAAGAUACAGCAAGCGUCACUACUCGCGUACUCGUUCGCCAUGCUCGAUCCGAACAUGUUGCGUCUGUUUGAUUUCUCAGCCGCUGCCCAACACCAGCCGCAACAAUCGUCGGCGAGUACCGAAACGCAGGAACCAAUGGACGAUGGUCAGCAGCGACCCGCUUCGCCGACCGGCGAUGAAGACGUGCAGCAGCGACCUGAAUCGGCAAAGCGACCAGCAUCUUCGUCCAUCGGUGUGGACGCCAUCACAAUGGCGCAAAACACUGCCGACGACACCCAGCAACCGAACCCGUCCGACACCGAGCGCAUGGAGGUCGAUGAUGAGCAGGAGGAGAGCUGUGCUGUGGAGAAGGUAGAGGUGGUGAUGGCAUCCUGCCCAGACAGUGUACAACCUCAUCUCACACCCUUUCACGAUGAGGAAGACAAGCAGCGAGCUAGCACCACUUCUAGCAGUAUCCAUACCAGUGAACAGGUCGAGGCAUCGCAACAGCCACCGAAUGCGAAUGACGACACCGAAAGCAAGCACGGUUUGCCAAUACUUCCCAAGCAAGAACCACCAGAGGAAGUGCCACAGGAUUCCAUACGUUCCAGCACGAGUGCAGAAACAACGCACCACGAAUUGCGUGCAUCAGCCGACCGCAGAUUGAACAGUGACGGUGGCUAUGACGCCCCAGGUGACAAACCUAUCGUGAAAGACGAGCCGUCCGAGGAGGAGAUCGGUAUCGAUCAGAUUGAAAUGGUCGAACUCAAGUUAACCGAUCGUGACGACCGGCUGCACUUCUCCUCACCCUCUGUCACGUCCUCACACUCCCCAUCGGUUUCCGGUUCUCCGCUGCACUGUCUUUACUGCAGCGAGGAGUUUGCUACCGAGCCCGAAAUGUUGCAGCACGCACGAAUGUUCUGCAAACGCUCGCUGCUGCUCAACCCGUUCGUGAACGCGUCGGGCCCACUGUCACAAACCACAGCGAACGGCACUACAAUUGCCAGUAGUACCAGUGGUAACAGUAGUAGCAGUUGCAGCGAGGACGAUACCGACUACGACACGGUCGCUCUCAAGGGUGGCUGUGGUGGAGGUGCGUACGGACUGCAUGGUAGUGUAGCCGGUGGCACUCUCGGGAUGGCAGGACCACACGGUGGUGCGGGAGGUGGUGGAAAGGUGCGAGUUCGUACUUCUAUCUCCGAAGAGCAGCAGAAUGAGUUGAAGAAGUACUACGCUCGCAAUAGUAAACCCAGCCGCGACGAGUUCCAGGCAAUUGCCCAACACGUCAAGAUGGAAGCGCGUGUCGUACAGGUGUGGUUCCAGAACAAUCGAUCACGCGAGCGCAAAAUGGGAGCGGGAGCUGUUCGUCAGUAUCCCACUCAGUCAGGCCCAGCGGCUGGUCAAACGGUAGCAACGGUAGGAGCACCCAUCUCACCGCUCCAUGCCGAUCGUGCACCAUCGGUCGUAGUCACCGGUCAGGACACGGGCGAUCAACCGCUCGAUCUAUCCGUCAAAAAGGGUCUACUGACGGUAGGCGAGGCUCUGCUUAGUGCAGCCACCAAUUCGCAGGCUGCUGCAUCAGCACUGGCUGCCGGCACGCUACCAGCGGUGCUGCUCCAAGCAGACACCAUGUCCGCCCUGAACGAAGCGAUGAACCUCAGCAUCAAGACGUCCUGUUCGCCGACCGCCUACUUCUACCAUGACAUUCAUCCGAUCCAUGGAGUGACGGCCGGACCACAGUCCCACGGAACCGGCGGCAACCCGCUCAAGCUUGGCCUGGGCACUGGUCUUCCACGGGACACACCCUCACCGCCCCAGGAUGAUCGGGUUCAGCACACAGCACAAUCUGCGCCAGUACCGCCGCACACACCGCACACGUUCGGCAAAUAUCCGCCAAUACACGGACUGCACCAUCCAAGCCACCACCACCAUCAUUCAGCCAACCAGGCCAACAUGGACCAGUUGCUCCGGCAGUUCUCACCGAAACUGUCGGCUGCUGCAGCCGCCACCGGCGGUGUUAUGCUGGGACGGGCGAGCCUGAGUCCUGGUGCGCGCGACAUGCUACCGGACGACAGUGCGUCCAAGUACUAUGCCGCCUUUCCGGACAAGAAGCAUCUGCUGCAAUCGAUGCUGAACGUGCCGAAAAGAUUGACCGGAGCUUACGGGCUCGGUGGAGGUAAUGGAGGGGCCGGAGUUGCCGGUGGUAAGGAUGCCGGAGGUUCACUUGCACAGCCAGCUCCGGACGCCGAGGGCCAGUACGUCUGUGAUCAGUGCGACAAGACGUUCAGCAAGCACAGCUCCUUGCAACGCCACAAAUACGAACAUUCAGGUCAACGUCCUUACAAGUGCAUGGAAUGUCCGAAGGCGUUCAAGCACAAGCAUCACCUAACCGAGCACAAGCGUCUGCACAGUGGCGAGAAACCGUUCCAGUGCUGCAAAUGUCUGAAGCGCUUCUCGCAUUCCGGCUCAUACAGCCAGCACAUGAACCAUCGCUACUCCUACUGCAAACCGUACAGGGAGGGCAAAUAAGGCAACGACCUGGGGCGGGAUGUUCCGUCCCCCGGUGCUGGUCUUGCCCAACACGCUCCCUACGAUCGCGAUCCUGCCUUGCCCGCUAGCCAGCAUCCACGCGGACUCCGUCGAGGACGUGGCGGUAGGCUUUCCCUCACAUCCAACCAUGGAUACGGACGAACCCGGUCAGCUGGAGAGCAGAAGCAACCGUAUCCCGGACCACCUCCACCACCACCGCCACCGCCACCGCCACCACCACCACUACCACAGUCUGGUCCGUUACCGGCGGUAGUACAGACGUCACCACACCUAGAUGUCACUGACGAGCGGCACUGCGAGUUGACCCAGCAACCCAUAUACCACCACCAACAUCAUCACCACCAUCAACACCACCAUAGCAUACCAGCAGCAGGCCCACCGAUAUUACAAUCAGUCAAUGUACAAGUAGUAGCACCCGACGCCAUACUGCUACCUCCGCACCGGCAACACUCGCUGCUCACCGCGGUCGACACUCCGGCACCGUACCUCAACCGGAGCCUGUUUGUCGACCGUUACCUGAACGUGCCAUUUCUAACCAGUGCCGAACACCAACUGACGACCAGCAGUAUCGGUGCAACGGUCGGUAGUAGUGUGAGCGGUUUACAUUGAGCGGUUCAAGUGCUUGUUUACGUAAAACAACGUUAAGAUGGGACUUACAGGAGUUGUUACAGUCACAGGUAGCGAUUGUUUAUCAUUGGGAAGCCAUGUAUUGAUGUAUUGCCAUGCUACAGAAAAUUACGUUUAAAAAUGAUGUGAAGAAUUUGACACUAACACGCGAAAAGGAUAGGAAUGACGCCCAAAUAGGAAGGAAUGCAAAAUAAUGCACCCUCGAAAGGACACAAGUUAUAUGUUUUUUCUAUAUUUUAAUGCUAGUUUUUCUAUGAUAGAUUUUAAUAUCGCCUAUCUACGGCCUAAAAUACACCUUCUCCCUUCCACAAUUAUCCAAAUCGAAACCCACAAACCUGACCCGCCCCUAACGCUACGUAUUCCCGUAAUUAUUAAUCACAUACCCAUUCUUUGUUUUCAUCACCACGAUUCGCCGCAAAACGACAGGAGGCCCAAAGAAUCAUUCGAAAGCCGUGUAUCUUUAAUUCUUAACCAUUCGCUAAAUUCUCCAGACAUCCAGAUGUCAGACGAGACGAUUAGUAUUAUCAUUGUUCAUGCGACACGAUUGGUUCAUAAGCAUGCUUAUUAUUUCAUUGCGAACUCUGUUUUGUUUUUCUUUAUGUUAAUUGUUCACUUCGUUACUGACAUACAGCAAACAGCAAGAAAAACUGCACGUUCCGGUCGAAUUUGUUUUCAUUCUAAUCACAUUAGUAUUUGUUCACACAAAACUUGUAGGAAAGGUAAAAAGGAAAAAAAAGAUGAGUUACGGACUGUCACGAAGAAGCUGGUACAGAAUAGCUGUCAAACGCGCACAUCGUAAUCAUCGGUUUUUUUUAUCACCUUUUGUCUCUCUCGCUCUUUCUCUUACGCCCGAAAGUCGUACUUAACGUAACCGCAGAAAGAGAAUACAGGAUGAGUCACUACUGAAAGUAGAGCAUAUACUAAGCGAACGAUUGUACCGCGCACCAUCCAGCACCUCGGUGGCAAGUGUCAAAUGUGACCGUGUCAUAAGACAUGCAUUUAUUAUUACUAUUAGUUUUAUUGUUACUCGAACGUCUUCAACUACUUGUGUCCAUCGAUCGCCAUCAUGAUGGGCUAGCAAUAUAUAAGUUAGAGUCGAGAGUCUACUAUCGACUAGAAAUGUGCUAUAAAGAAAACAUUAUAUUUUAUAUUAUUCUCAUUAUUUUAUGUUUUUCGUACAUGACGUACAUGAGGAAGGCGAUUGGCUUAAGUUGACUAUAACACGCAUUAAUUAUUAGUAUCUCCUUUUCCUCUUUUUCCCACUACUCCACUACAACCCAAAAAUCUGCACUUCCAACAUCUCCAACAGUCGUACAGGCCAGCACAAACACACCCAUCCCAUGUUACUAGAUUGAUUUCUAAUAACUAGAUGGCUGAACUAUCGGUGACAGUUCUCAUGACAGUACAGUGAUUGUAUGUGUAUGCGCGUGUGCGUUUGAGAGACAGGAAAGUCAAAGUAUCAAUCACCACACCGAGUCAUAUAAACAUCAGACACAGGACACCGGCGCCUUUAAUCUUAAUCCCGAAACAUUGUAUCUCAUUCCUAUUAAGUCUAGUAUAUCUAGCGGCUAAUUUCGAAACAAUUUGUUGCAGACCAAGUGCCGGCGCGCGUAUAGCGAUCUAAAGGCGCGCCAUGGCAAGGAAUGCAAACAGCCCAGACGUGAAUUCAGUUACUUAUUAUUCCUUUUACUAUAUUAAUAUUAUAUUACGGGUCCGGCGUAGGGCACCCGGCACCCACUAGCAUAUAUAAUUCCGUUACAUACAAAUGGAAAGAGACAUCGACGAUUCUGACACGCAUAGCCAUUAGGUUAAAUACGUAGCUAUUAAAUUGUACUGAUAAGUUCGAUGUUUCAAUUUAUCUUAGUUGCCUUAUAUUACCCGGUUGAGCUAUCUUUCUUCCAUAUUACUUAGGUACGCCGUACGUGUCACCCUUGACGCAAGAUGGCGGUACACAUACAUGCUAGGACCAAACCAAAUCGUUUCGCAGGCGAGAUAAUUGUUAGCCUACCCCGUUGAGAACCGUUUGCGAUCGCAAACCGCUUACUAUUAUUCUUAAGUUUGUCCCUUGCCCGGGGGCUUUCAAAGCAAGAUGGCCUACUUGGUGACGUAAGCUUUGUGAUCACGGCACUACCGUUUAGUGCGUUGCUUAAUGGUUCCCCUUUCCCGAUCCAACGUGAUAUUGAACUGUGUCACUACUGGCAGUGAAAAGCGCAUCUUCUACCAUCAGAUACUACAGAGAGAGAGAGGGAGAGAGAGAGAGAGAGAGAGAGAGAUAGAGAGGAACACGCACAACAUUGUGGACCAGUGAGUGUUAACUAGACAAUACAAUGCUAGGUUGAUUGGUAUACCAGUCAAACGAAAUUGGAAUAGACGCACUGUGGUACAGCUGCAAGGACGCACGCGUCGACGUGAAUAUGAUUAUGAAUUACAAAAGAAAAGAGAAACACACAUUCAAAUGGCAAAAAUGUUUCACAAAACAACAUGACUACACCUAACCUUAUCGAAAGUUAUUAUAUCAAAAUUUCUGCAUUUCUGCAAACAUAAACUCACUAAAGCGCUACCGUGUCAUUUUUGAAGCAUCAGAAGAAAAAGCUACACACACACUCUUAACACAAACACGAUUUUGCAUUAAAAAGCAGUCGCGAUAGUCAUUGGGCAAAGCACGCAAAAACGCAACACGCACCUUACAAAUAAUAACACUCAACAUCUUCCAUUAGGCGCAAUGGGAAUUUGGGAAAAGAUAUGUUCGAGCGCAGUGGUUUGAAAGAGAAGAGGAAAAAGCAUACAAACAAGCUUCAUUGAUAUCUCUACUUCACUGUUACACAUUUAUAUAAAUCAAAUAUUAUUAAACGAAAAAAAAGCAAAAAAAUGAAGCGAUUCGAACAAACAGCACCAGCAGGAAAAAAACAGCUUCCACAGGGCGAAACGAAAAAAAAAACAAAUAAAACUGAAUUAAAAGGCAUUGACUAUUUUCUUAUAACUAAAAACAAGCAAGAGAUAGAGAGAGAGAGAAAAAAAAGGAAGUCAAAGAAAAACAUCAACGAAUGGCUUGUUUUGGUUUCUGUUUUUUAGUUAGUGCGUUGCAAUACAGGAAAACAGAACAGAAGCACACCAGCACACUCACUCACACACUCAGACACAAAACACAUGGUUGCAAAAAUGCCGCAAACUACAUACUUAUAGCAAGGUUUCAUGGUGGACUUAAACUAUAAAAGGAGAUAAUUACUAAGCAAAAAGCAUGAGAAGCGAAGAAAAUGAAGAAGCCAUAGGAUGGAAACGAAAGAUUGGAAAAUGAAUUUGCUAAAUUGUGGAAAAUAGGGCUAGGAUGGGAAAGCGUGGGAAGUAGGUAGUAGAGGGCGGCCUCUUGUGUACAGAGCCCUCUAAGCUUUGUGGGAGAAAUAUUAGUGAAAUAUAGUCGAGUGUGUGGUGGUAUGUGUAAAAACUGAUAAGUGUGUGUGUGUGUGUGUGUGUGUGUGUGUGUGGGUGAAUGGAACGUAGUACAGGACACUUGGACGAGUGUAUGUGUGAGUGUGUUAUAACAAGAGAAGCACAAGAGCGAAACAAAACACAAAACUAGAAAAUAGUCUCCUUUAAGCGAAUAGCAGCAGUAAAUAUUGAUAUUAACAAAUUACAUUUGGUCAAACGUCAGCAAUGCUAUAUAAAUGAAAUUUUCCUCUCCUUCGUUUUCCUAAGACCGCUCACUCCCCCACCCUUUUGCAACCCAAUCAAUCGCACACUUACUCAGCCCGUUUGGAGGUCACAGAACAUAUGGCGGCUUUUCCCGUGUUGAUAAGAAAAUAGGGGGAAGGUUAAACAACGCUUGUCCUUUUGUUUUUUUUUUUUGCAAAACUGAGUAUCCUUUCCUCCACCUCCCUUCCCCUAGCAACUCCUUUUAGCGGCUAAAAUUUGCUGUUUUUUAAAGUUCUUUUGAUGAUCGUUAAACACAACAUAUGUUGUGAUGACAUACAUAUGUUGACAAAGCAAACAAACAAACCAUUGUUAGUAAUCCUUGUACAUACCAAAUUGAUGCAAAAGUCUCUUUAUUACUAACCCUUCCCCACACACUUUUUUCCCAAUUGCUACCAAUUGGAUAUGCAGAACACAAAUUUAAAAAAUAAGAAACACACACACACACAAACACAAUCAGCCAAUCAACCAUUUCGAAACAUUAUUGAAACUUAUACUCCGACACACUCACACGAACACGAAGUAAAAUAGAAACAUAAAAAAUGUGACAAAAAAGAGUUAAAAGUCCAGAAGUACGAUAAAAAGAAACAAGAAAGUCGGAGAAGAAAUGAUACAAAGCAAAAAAACAUCAAUUACACGUUUGUGUUGAACAAAACAGUAACAGAAACAGAAACCCAGUAAGGUAGGAACAUUUUUUUAUCUAUAUACAAACACAUACCAUACUACACCACCAAACAAACAAGCAAA